Molecule: messenger RNA, 585 nt
Organism: Glycine soja
Lineage: Eukaryota; Viridiplantae; Streptophyta; Magnoliopsida; Fabales; Fabaceae
Exons: 1
Coding region: 1-585 (194 amino acids)
Source: RefSeq, a predicted model, not a curated record
AUGGCUUAUAUUUUGUUAUAUGUGGAUGACAUCAUUUUGACUGCUUCCUCUGAUGAGCUUCAUAAGUCCAUUAUUACCCUUCUUAGCUCGGAAUUUGCUAUGAAGGACUUGGGACAAUUGAGCUAUUUUUUGGACAUUAUUGUAACUCAUAAUGCAGGUGGUUUGUUUUUAUCUCAAAAGAAAUAUGCCAUGGAGAUUAUUGAUCGUGCUGGCAUGUCUUCUUGUAAGUCAUCACCUACCCCUGUUGAUACUAAACCAAAGCUUAGUGCUACAUCAAGCACUCCAUUUGAGGAUCCGACUCUCUACAGGAUCCUUGCUAGGGCUCUACAAUACCUUACUUUUACCAGAUUUGACAUUACAUAUGCAGUGCAACAGGUGUGCUUAUUCAUGCAUGACCCAAAGGAUGAGCACAUGCAGGCUCUCAAGUGCAUAUUGCGCUACAUUCAAGGUACUAUAGACCAUGGUCUUCAUCUUUAUCCAUCAUCUAUAUCCACUCUUGUUUCUUAUAUAGAUGCUGAUUGGGUGGAUGUCCGGGUUCGAGACGGUCUACUUCUGGGUAUUGGGUAUUUGUUGGUGAUAAUUUGA